Molecule: messenger RNA, 1004 nt
Organism: Zea mays
Lineage: Eukaryota; Viridiplantae; Streptophyta; Magnoliopsida; Poales; Poaceae
Exons: 1
Coding region: 132-740 (202 amino acids)
Source: RefSeq, marked validated
UCUCUCCCUGGCCCCAAGGCAUCGCCCGACCGCCGUCUCGUCCCCUCCUCCGACCUCUCGACCCCUCCCCACCCCCACCCCCUCUGCCCCUGGCUGCGCGCGUUCCAGUUGGUGUGCGUGCGUGCGUGUCCAUGGGGAACACGCCGUCGUGCAUACCGCUGGCGCCCGCGGGGGGCGGCGCCUCGGCGGCGGCGACCAGCGCAGCCACCGAGGUGAUCCACGCGGACGGCACCGUCACCCGGCUGGCGCGCCCGGUGCGCGCGUCGGAGCUCAUGCUCCACCACCCGGGCCGGUUCGUCUGCGACUCCAGCCGCCUCGCGGUCGGCUGCCGCGUCCCCGGCGUGGCCGCCGCCGAGCUCCUCCGCCCGCGCCACGCCUACUUCCUCCUGCCCAUGGACAUGCUCUACUCCGUGCUCACCGACGACGAGAUGGCCGCGCUCUCCGAGUCCCACUCCCACGCCGCCUCCUCCUGGAAGAGGAUCACCACGUCCACCCGCCGCGGCAGCCGGAGCGCGACCGGGGGCCGGGGCCGGGGCCACGCGAAGGACGAGGCCUGCAGCAGCGAUGGCGCCAGGGUGUACCCGAUGCUCGGGCUGCUCGAGACCGCCGGUCUGCAGGGCGCGGAUAGUACUAAGAAACAUGAAGUACGCGCAGGCCCCGCAGGCAAGUCGAGCGGCGGCGGGUUGAGGCGCCACCGGUCGUGGCAGCCGGUGCUGGACACCAUCGAGGAGGUUCCGUGACGCGGCGGACGGCCGGUUCACCAGCGGGGCGCCGCAGGAGUGAGCAGCUUUGGUUUCUCUGGUGCUAGGCGAACGGCAGCUAGCUUGAGCUGGCUACCGACUACCCAGUGUACAGUAGCUAGCUUCCAGCUAUUCUUUUUCUCUUGCGUUUUCCAUUUUUUUUUGGUAAAGCCAUUAUUUUUUGCGUCUAGACACGCACGACUGGCAAAUUGAUUGUCAAGCUUUUGUGCUCGGGAAACAAAAUAAGAAGAUUGAGAACCUUUU